Aspergillus heteromorphus CBS 117.55 is the source of this 1748-nucleotide messenger RNA. Its product is annotated as CDP-diacylglycerol--glycerol-3-phosphate 3-phosphatidyltransferase. Gene Ontology annotation, biological process: cardiolipin biosynthetic process. Gene Ontology annotation, molecular function: CDP-diacylglycerol-glycerol-3-phosphate 3-phosphatidyltransferase activity. Bases 1 to 1605 code for a protein of 534 amino acids. Lineage: Eukaryota; Fungi; Ascomycota; Eurotiomycetes; Eurotiales; Aspergillaceae. Gene Ontology annotation, cellular component: mitochondrion. The record is from RefSeq and is a predicted model, not a curated record. The transcript has 3 exons.
AUGUUCGGACGCAUCGGGGGCAAUGCCCUGCGAUCUGCCGUGCGCAGGCCCGUCGCGCGGAGAAACCUCCUCUGUGAGCGCAAAUUCUCGGCCUUUGCCCCCCAGGCCAGUCCCGCCUCGACUGUCCCCUCCGCGGCCUCGCCGUUGGGCAGUAUCACCACCGAAUUGGAUCGCAUCUCGCCCUGUUUCGAGGUGUCCGCGUCCAAUAUCACGAUAUUGGACUCGCCCGCGACUUUUUACUACAUUCUGAAGGACAAGAUAAAGAACGCUCGGAAACGCAUCUACCUAUCCACCCUCUAUAUCGGCAAGACGGAGCAUGACCUCAUCGAGACCCUGGAUCACGCUCUCCACGAUAACCCCGAGCUGAAGGUGUCGAUCCUCACCGACGCCCUCCGAGGGACACGCGAAACGCCAAACCCUUCCUGCGCAUCGCUGUUGUCCUCGCUCGUUGCGACACAUGGCACGGACAGAGUGGAAAUUCGCAUGUUUCAUACCCCUAACCUCACCGGGCUGAAGAAGAACUGGGUGCCGAAUCGGAUCAACGAGGGCUGGGGUCUUCAGCACAUGAAACUCUACGGCUUUGACGACGAGAUCAUCCUAUCGGGGGCCAACCUCUCGGAUGACUACUUCACGAACCGUCUGGACCGGUACCACGUUUUCCACUCCAAGGAGCUGACCGAUUACUACGCCCGCAUCCACCAGGCCGUGUGCAGUCUCAGCUUCCAGGUCCUCGCAGACCCCGACAAUGUCGCGGGCUAUCUCUUGAACUGGCCAACUGAGAAUGGCACUCCCUCCCCUCUGGACGACCCGGAGACCUUCAUCGCAUACUCGUCCACCGUCCUCAACCCGCUCAUCCAACCGUCGGAAAAGCAGGCUGCGCUUCAGCCCAAGUCCUCCGACCAGACCUACGUAUACCCAGUGGCCCAGUUCACCCCGCUGUUCAAGCCCGACACCUCCACCGAAUUCCCCGCAGUCACGGCCAUCCUUCGUCUCCUCUCCAUAUCGCCCGCUUUCUCCGGCGCCCGCUGGCUCUUCACGGCCGGGUACUUCAAUAUCCACCCGGUGCUCUCCUCCCUCCUGAUCGCGAGCACGUCCACCUCGCACACAGAAUCCACGACCCGCGGCACCGUGCUCACCGCUUCCCCCUGGGCCAACGGCUUCUACGGCUCCCCCGGCAUCUCGGGCAUGCUCCCGGCCGCCUACACGCUCCUGUCGACCCGGUUCCUCGAUCGGGUGGCGGAAGCGCAGCGGACGAGUUCCAUCCAGCUCAAGGAAUGGCGGCGCGGGACCGUCGGCGAACCGGGCGGCUGGACCUACCACGCCAAGGGACUCUGGAUCACGCUGCCCAAGGAGGAGCAUCCCAGUCUGACGUUCGUCGGCAGCAGCAAUUACACCAAGCGCAGCUACAGUCUGGAUCUGGAGGUCGGGGCGCUCGUCGUCACGGGCGACCCGGAGCUGAAGCGGAAGCUGGGGGCCGAGACCGAGUGGCUGCAGAAGCACUCCAAGGCGAUCGAGAGAGAGGACCUGAGAAGAACAGAGCGGCGAGUCGGGUGGAAUGUCCGGCUGGCCAUGUGGAUUGUCGAGAAGGUGGGGGGCGCGCUAUAGACAAAACAGCCGACCUGAUAUGUUUGUUUCUAUGAUGCCAUAGAAUCCGUAUACCCCCUCUGUACUAUUAUUAUUAUUGUUGCUAUUGUUCUUACUUUGUUGUUAUAUGAUAGAUAGAAUGUACAGUCAGCUCCGAAUACGAC